Menidia menidia (Atlantic silverside) is the source of this 3906-nucleotide messenger RNA. The record is from the annotation of a GenBank genome assembly. NCBI's taxonomy places the organism in Eukaryota, Metazoa, Chordata, Actinopteri, Atheriniformes, Atherinopsidae.
CCUCCCUCCCUCCCAUCGUUUUUCUGUAAUCGAGCGUCGAGCAGCGCGACCCGCUCCUCUGCAGCAGUUAUGCGCCCCUCGCGCUGGUCGGGAUCCCCGGUACAAGCAGCCCGACCCGCCACCGGCACCGAGCCCUGGCCCACCCGGACCCCCCCCGGGGGCCACAGCAGCACCAGCAGUAGCGCGUAGCAGGGAUACAGGGGGGGGGGGAGGCGCAGUCUGGUUUACCGAUCGACAAAAAAAAAUGACUCUCCACGGCUCCGGGCUUUCCCCACACGGACGCGGUUCUGCGCGCGAGCCCGCCGGACACCCGGUCCAGCUGUGAGCCAGCCGGUCAUCCUCUGAAUGAGAGUCCGAAGUCGGGUCGGGUGGCCAUGGACCCGUUCAGCCAGCUCAUCCUCACCAUCUCGGUGACCAGCUUCUUCACCUUCCAGUGGCUCUUCCACAGGGUCAGCCCCUGGAUGUCCAGCCGCGUCAGCCUGGGCUUCGGCGGCCUCAGCGACAAGCAGAAGGUGGAGUGGAACUCAAGAACGGUGUCGACAUUCCACGCGCUGUUGGUGGGAAUAUUCUGUCUCUACAUCUUGUUCUUUGAUGAUGCCGUCAAUGAAGACCCGGUCUGGGGAGAUCCCACGCUGGUGAAGACCAAUGUUGCAAUCACAACAGGCUACCUCAUAUCUGAUCUGCUGCUUAUAUUUUACUAUUGGAAGGCGAUAGGCGACAAGUUUUUUGUAGUUCACCAUCUGGCAGCAUUGUAUGCUUACUACUAUGUACUGGGCGAAGGAAUGUUGCCUUAUUUUGCUAACUUCCGUCUGCUUGCUGAGUUUUCUACACCAUGUGUAAACCAGCGUUGGUUCUUUGAGGUACUAGGUUAUCCCAGGUCCUCCCGGCCCAACAUGGCGAACGGCGUUGCCAUGGCGGUAGUCUUUUUCCUGGUCCGCAUCGCCGUCAUGCCGGUCUACUACAGCCGCAUGUGCGCGGUCUACGGCACCGAGGCCUUCUACCUGGUGCCCUGGGGGGGCCGCGUGGCCUGGAUCUGCUCCAGCAUCUGCCUGGACGUCAUGAACAUCAUGUGGAUGCAUAAGAUUGCCCGCGGCUGCUACAAAGUGCUGCGCUCGGCGCGCCGGAGCAAAGCUGGAACACCUCAGGAGAACGGGAAGACGGAUUAAGGGAAAACCAGGGUUUUUGGAGGGGAAAAAAAAAAAAAAGAAGCCACCACGGAAACCCGAGUGGCAAUAUUCUCAGUACACCGCAAGUAGCAGUUUGGACCCUAACGCGCAGACACAGGACUGGACGCUGCAAGAUCCGAAUGUAAUGAGGCAGACCUCUUUCUGGGAAAGCAGGCAAAGUCGCUGAUUUAUAUUCCGAUGGGCCACUUAAACGCUCAUCCCAAAGCCAUUACGUGACCUCGAAGCAAUACUCUGUGUGCACGGCCGACUGGUUGUUUUUCCCGAACGGUUCACAAACACGACGGAGGUCACCCGGGGAAGAAAACGGACUGUUAUCCCAACCACAAAAUUGUCAAAAAAGUUUACUGUUCUUUCCGUGCGCAGCGCUCGGGGAAAAAGGAAAAGAAAGACUGCAGGAUUUGAGUCGCAGAGCGAAUGUGGUGACAUGCAAGCUGCUGUGUGUGUGUGUGAGGAAAGGAAAGAUUAGAGGGAGUCCACCGACACAUUUUCUCACCUCCACAUUGGUCAGAGCCACUGUCACCUUUACCCACCAUCACUCACUUUUUUUAGGUUGUCCGGAAACAAGGCAAAUGGGUUUUAAAAGACACAAGCACUAAAAUAAUUUGUAACUUUUACUAAUGAGAUGAUGUCAAGAUGUCUUUUUUGAAUGUCAAAAGGGAUUUUGUUAACGCGCCGACAGGGGGCUGAAGGUGUUUUUUUUCGAAUAUCGUCGCACCACAUUUUCAGUGUGAGCAAUGUAUGAACAAAUGUGCGCUCUUGAUUUUUUAAAAAUGUCGUCUUUUCCACACACUUUUUUUUGCAUUGUAUUUAUUUCACACUGUACAAUGCAUCUGGAGGAGAAGGUAUGGAGUCAGAGUCCAAUUAAAAGCUCGACAACAUCCACAUUCAGAUGACACGGCAAUUGGUUUUUAAAUAAAAGGUUUGGGUUAGAAGUGGUAUGCAGGUCUUAGAUGCGAUUCUAAUCUGUUCAUUUGUGCCAUUGACCACAUGUUUAGAUAAUACACUCACUUCCUAUUUAUGGGAUCUAUUUUAUUUUAUUUUUUAGACAUGAACUGUUGAUUUUCCCAUUUGGUAAACCUUUUGUCAGAAAACAGUGAAGGGAUCUGGAAUUUUCUGUUGGCUGUAAGGUAAAUGUUCCACUGGAUGUGACCCCCCACAGCAGGUUUCCAUUUUACACAAAGAAGGAAAAUGGGCAAUCGCUGUUUCAGAUGGUAGAAAUACCUUUUUUACAAUACAUUUUUAUGGUUUCUUUUUCCAGGAUCUUGGUACCGUCAAUAUCUCUCGAUAUGAAAGACUUCUUCUCACCUGUUUGACGUAUUUAUUUGUUGAUUUGAAAGAAAAGAAGUAAUUUAACAGAUGAUGGAUUAUGGGGGAAAAAGGCUCUUUUGUUUGUUGUCAUUCAUCAGUGGGAGCAUGAACAGUUCGCUUCAGAGGGUUUUGAAGACGAAACUGAUGUUUGUUCAAAUUAAAGAUUGGAGUCCACUGAUAAUUUCAGAGACGUACUUGAAAUUGUAGUUGCACCCUAACUAAACUGUACAGGAAAAGCUUUCUGUGCGAUGUUUGGCGACGCAGAAACAGGGAUUGUUUGACUUAAUUUUUGCCUUGCCACCAUCAGCAUUUGAUUUUGUUGCCUUUGUAGAACAACGUGUGAUUGCACAGUGAUUUAUUUGUUGCAUUUAGCUCUUCACGGCACUGAAAAAUGAGUUGUUUUCAGUGAUUCGCGUGUCUCUACUGCCCUUGUGGUAUUUCUUUCUGCUUUCUUUUUUUUUUUGGUUUCUUUUGCUUUGUUAUGUAGAGAAAAGCUCAUAGGGUGUUUUUUUUUUUUAAGGUCAAAAUUCAUUCUCUCUGCCUGCUUUGGUUGGUGACAGUAUGUCAAGAAUCAGUUUAGUUUACCGGCCAUCAUAAGUGACAAAGAUAGCACCGUUUUACUGACAAAGUCUACAGAUGAAGAAUUAUUGUAAAGUGUCAUUUUCACGUGAAUAUCACUGACUUUUUGGGUUUUUAAAAGGAAAAAAAAGAAGAAACAACGUUCUUUCUGUCGAUAUUUUACCAGGAUUAAACGGAAACCAUGCAAUGGUUUCUGGACAGCAGACUCCUGAUAGGAUCGUGGAAGUCUCUGUGUACAAGCUCAUGCAUGGUCAAUAUGGUCUUCAUGCACCUUCUAUAACUGCAUGUGGUAUUGCAUGAGGAUUGCACUGUAAACAAAAUAGCAUAUUUGCAAGACCAGUUUUGUUCCAUGUUUUCUUUUCUUUUUUUCUUUAGUACAUGUACAUAAUGUUUACUUAAACGUUAUUCUUGUACUGUGCCACAUAAUGUAAUGUACAGGUGAAGAUACAAAUGAUGUGAUUAUCUUGAAGCAGAUAUUUAGUAUAAUAUCCAGCACAGAAAUAUUCAGUAAGGGAAUACUUGAAUACUAAUCAGCACAGUUUAACAAUCUGGGCAGUGCAAACAAACAUUAAUCUUACAAGCAUCUUGCAUAAUAUGUAAUCCAUUGUCUUUAAUUUAUUAAUGCAACAGAGAAUUACUGAGCAAAGCAGGUUUCAUGGUAAUGGAGAGCCCAGUGCUGCUAAGAGCUACAUGGAGGCUUUUGCUGUUUUAAUGCUGUUGGAGGGAUUUAUGAGUAGGUGUUAGUGACAUUCUGUGAAUGUACUGAACAUGAGCAAAUAUUUGGCAUUUACAAUUUCAUUUAUUCUUGACAAUAAAUACCAAUUUGACUGCU